Molecule: messenger RNA, 480 nt
Organism: Prionailurus viverrinus (fishing cat)
Lineage: Eukaryota; Metazoa; Chordata; Mammalia; Carnivora; Felidae
Product: small integral membrane protein 4
Exons: 3
Coding region: 169-462 (97 amino acids)
Source: RefSeq, a predicted model, not a curated record
UCUGGGUCCGGGUGUCCGAGCUCAGCUCCUUCAGCUCCGCGGCUGCUUGGAGGUGGUGCAGGCCAGCCGCGGGACUCGUCUUCAGCCGGGAGCUCCAGUCCAGGAGCUGGGGGGCAGCUCUCGUCGCUCCUGGUUCCGCUGAACCCCUGUCCACGACCUGGGUCGGGCAUGUUUUCCAGGGCCCAGGUGAAGCGGAUCCUGCAGCGGGUGCCCGGGAAGCAGCGACUCGGCGUUUACAGGCAGGAGGCGGCAAGGGACCCGUUUCCCUGGGGGACAGUCAGGUUGCAGACUGCUUAUUCCACUCUGAGCGCUGAGCUGCCUUUAACCGUGGUCAGAAGGGCAAGUACGGUUACAUUCGCGGCCCCGGGCUCUCUGAUGAUGUCUACCGUAGAAAAGCCUCAGAACGACAGUAUCAGAGAAGGCUGGAAAAUGCAUCAGAGACUGAACUUCAGCCGUCAAUAAAGUGAACAUGAAAUUUUA